This is a messenger RNA of Cricetulus griseus (Chinese hamster), 813 nucleotides long. NCBI's taxonomy places the organism in Eukaryota, Metazoa, Chordata, Mammalia, Rodentia, Cricetidae. The record is from RefSeq and is a predicted model, not a curated record.
CUCACAGGACACUGGGUACCCGACACAGAGCAGCUGCCCUGAGCAGAUCACUCCUGGAGCUGAGAAUGUUCUGCAGAGGCAAGAGCCUGCUCUUCCUUCUUUCGGCAUGUGUGCUGCUAGUUCACUUCUGUAGCCAGUCAGAAGCAGCAAGCAACUUUGACUGCUGCCUUCGGUACACAAAGACCACUAUCCCACCCAGAGCCAUUGUGGGUUUCACAGAACAGCUGGCCGAUGAAGCUUGUGACAUUGAUGCUAUCAUUUUUCACACAAAAAGGAAGUUAUCCGUGUGUGCUGAUCCAAAGAAGGACUGGGUGAAAAGGGCCUUGCGUCACCUCAGCCAAAGAUUUAAGAAGAUGUAAAAAUCGGAUGCUUUUCUGGAAUGGAAUUGGACAUAGCCCAAAGACAAAAUGCUCACAAGCUGGGGUUGGAGGCUUCACCUGCAUGUCAUUGCACAGACCUGAUUUGUGUCUCACUGGAUUUGUCCAAUGGAUGAAGUUGAUUCAUAUUGCAUCACAGUGUAUCUUGUUUAAGCUCAUGUUAGAGUUAAGUUGUAUUUUAUGUUAUUUAUGGAUCUGGAUUUUCUAUGUUUAGCUAUUUAAUGUUAAUUUCCCACAAGCAAUGGUAGGGCUUAGUGUAAGGUAUAAUAUUAUGUUUAAGGAAAAAGACUAUGAGGAUCUUCUUGUAGCCAAUAAGCUAUUGUAAUUUUUAUUUAAUUUUUUUCUGUGUAUUUAAUUCUCUCUUAAAUGGAUGCAAUUACCUUAUAAAGGAGGAAAGAAUUAUAAAUAUAUUGAAAAUAAAAAGACUGAAAGGUUA